Macaca mulatta (Rhesus monkey) is the source of this 8218-nucleotide messenger RNA. NCBI's taxonomy places the organism in Eukaryota, Metazoa, Chordata, Mammalia, Primates, Cercopithecidae. The record is from RefSeq and is a predicted model, not a curated record.
CUGGACAGGUGCUACACAUUUUUAACGGGCCACAUCUCAUGAGAACUCACUGCUGAGAGUGUAAUACCAAGGGGAUAGUACUAAACCAUUCAUGGAAAAUCCACCUCCAUGAUCCAGUUACCUCUCACCAGACCCCACCUCCAAUGCCGGGGGUUACAGUUUGACAUGAGAUUUGGUGGCGACACAGAUACAAACCAUAUCAAGAAGGAUGAGCCAGGAAAAUUGAAUAAAAUGAUCUCGUUUACCUCCGCCACCCCUCAGGCAGAGCACCAAGUGUCUAGCCUUCCAUCUUUUAGAUUGUGGCCCAUAUACUCAUGCUUUCCCUCCUUUACAUCAUCUAUUGCAACAUCCUUUCCUUCUUUGUGACCCAAGUGGACCUCCUCUAAAUAACAGCUUCCUUAUCCUGGCUUCCCAAGCAUGUCUGAUUAUUUUAGUAAGCUUUUAUACCUUCUGCUGUAUGCCUUCAAAUAUAUGGCUAAACUCUUAAACUCCUCCCCAACACCACCAAACCACAUCUCAUAUAAAAAUUCUGUCAUUACAGAUACUGAAAUGUUAACAAAUGUAAUCCUUCAGAUGUAAACAAAUAAUAGAAAGGUGGUUAUGUACAAUUUCUGUUUAUUUCUGAAUACAGAGUUUGGUAUAUAGAUAAUUUUACUUUGUCUGCAUUAGUUCUUGUGCAAAAAUAGUUGCUUACCACUGCUUGAUAAAAUCAGUCCCUAAAUACCAAAAUUAAAAAAUCAAACUCUAGUGAAAUGUUUUAAGCUGUUCUAUGCAAAUGGGAUCUUCUUUCUAUUAAAGAGUAAAGCACCAUCUUUUCUGUGAGUUAGUCCUUUUAGAUUGAACUGGGAGCUUAAAACUACAAAACUUAAUAUGGACUCUACUAAUUUAAGAGUUAAAAUUCAAGUGUAGCGUAAAAUUCAUUGCCUGCAUUAUCUCUGGGAGACACAUAUACUUGAAUUAAUCACAUAAACCAAGAUAUAUGUUUGAUCCAUUAAUAAUGAAAGUUGACAAUUAUAUUCAAAUUCCACUUCAAGAUAAAAUAUUUAUAGAAAAGAAUGAACUUUAAUGCAUGUAAUUGUUAGGUAGACAAAAUAAUCUCUGAACCGGUGUGAAAAAUACCUGCUAUUACCUGCCGUGAUAGUGUUAGCUUUGUGAUCUUGGACAAACCACUGAAACACCUUUGAACCUGUUUUUGCUCAUGCAUAGAAGUAUAAUGACAUUCACCUCAUUAUUAGGACUGUUAGGUUAAAUUAAAAGAUUGUGUAUUAUUAUUGUCAUAUAUUUAGUGACUAUUCAGGUCUAAACUCCAGAUCUUCAAAUUUCUCAUUCACUAUUUGUUAAUUGUUCUAGUUUGUUUCAGUUGAGGGAAUCAGAAUAAUAAAGGAUUUGAAACCCAAGGACAAGUGAUUUUUUUAUUUAAAGAUGUUCAUAAAACAUUUUAUAGCAUCUUUUUGUCAGCAUCAUUAAAUUAGUAUUUCUUUUCACAGACUCACUCCUAAGGCAUACAAAAUGGAAACUUCUGGGAGUAAAGGAACUUCACAGAACCAUUGAAAGUAACUACACAUUUUAGACAUGAAAUAUUCUUGGCUGAUGAGUAUUUGCCUUUCUAAGUAAAUUUCUCCCUGCUCCAUCAUUAUCAAUUUAUAUCUGAAAAUAGGGAACUGUGUAAAUCUAGAAGACAGACAAAUUGCUUGUGAAUCUAACAGAGAGUGCAAAGUGCAGUCAGUUCCCUCUGGGAUGAUCCUACAAACUUGACAUUACACAGAUAUUGAACAACCUUUAUUCAGUAAGAAGCCUUUUAAAAAAUUAUAUUUCUGGAAACAUGGAGCUGCAGAAUAUCAUUAGUUUCAUUGGUAAUAUACUGACAUGCUUGAUUAAUUAUAUUGUAAACAAAUCAGAUUUUUCCUGGUGUUAAAAAUUAUCUUUCACUUAAAGACCUGAAGAAAAAAGAAGCUAUAGAGGAAAAAAAAUUGUUCAUGAUUAACGCUGACUUCUCUAGACUUUAGAGUACCUCUCUUGUCUAGUAUGAAGUGUUGCUGAUUGUUGUACUUAAAAAUAAUUUUUUAAAGCUUGUGAUUUUUAGAGAUAAAGGAUGAACAGCAUGUGAGCAUAUUAUGAAAUUUCUCUCUUUCCACUGUCUUCACCAAGAAGAAUUAAGUUUUGUUUGCUGUUUAGCCCAUUUACUUUCAUAUUUUUUAAAAAAUGUGACAAUUGAGCUAGGUUUAUAUUUGAAUUCAAGUGUAAGUUGAGUUGGAUUAUUUGUAUUUCUUUUCCCUUAAACCAGGCAGUUUGCUUUAUUUGCUGAUUAUGGUAUGCUGUUACUAAGCCUAUGAGAAGCUUCUCUGUGAAGUGCAUUUUAAUAUUUAGAUCAAACAGUGAUUGGAAUACAUUAAUGCCCAGUGGGUAAACGUGUCAUUUGAAAGCAGCUGCUGAGCCUUCUCCCUGCUGCUCCAAUUAACACAUACUGCACACUCCUGUCAGCAAGAGGGCUGUGCAUAUGGAUGAAACCACUUUGCUGCUUAUUAAUAUGAUAUGCAAUAGAGCACAAAGGGUUAAUCAGUCCGCCCAUUGCAAAACAAUAGCUUUUCAAGAGGUUUCCCAAGCACAUGUUUUGAGAUAAUGUGGGCUAGGAUUAGGGUGUGGGAUUAGCAGGUAGGAAAGUCAGUUCAGUCUCUAACUUUGGUUCAGUCCAUUGACUAAUAUGUUUCCCCGCCCCUCUCUUCUCCUAUACCCCCGCCCCGAUGAUGGGAUGGUGGAGAUAUUGGAUAGUGAAAUUCUAGUGCUGGGACUCCUCUUGCCUCAGCUGAAUCUCUUGAACUUUGUUUUGUUUUGUUUUGAAGCUAUUUAAAGUCAAAAGCUUUGCCGUUUGUUUUUUCUCUUAGUCUUUUAUUACCAUUUCACUUUCUUUCUCUCCCCCCCCCCCUUUUUUUUUAAAUUACAGAUUUGACAAUUUAUUGAGCUAAAUGAGAAAUAUUGUCAAGGUAAAGCCAUAUCACUAUUAUUUUCUUUCCCCUCCUAUGGCCAAAGUCACCGUGUUGAUGGUAGCCCAGAAGCAGAUAGAAGGGUAGCUGUCCUGGUCCAGGUUUGGUAUUGGUCAUUCAUGCUCCACCGACUCGCAGAGCAGCUGGGCUGUUGCUGUGCUCUUGUGCUAGCUGUGCCGUGCUGCACGGUAAGUGAGAGAUGGACCGCUUCCUGGGUUUUGUCAAGGCGAUAAGAAGAUCUAGGAGAAGAAAGGGGAAAAAGUACCGACCAGAAGAGGAUUACCACGAGGGCUAUGAGGAUGUCUAUUAUUAUGCUUCAGAGCAUUUUCGAAAUGAGAGUCCCUACACUAAAUCCGCCAGCCAGACAAAGCCGCCUGAUGGAGCGUUGGCUGUGAGGAGACAGAGCAUCCCAGAGGAAUUCAAGGGCUCCACAGUCGUCGAGUUGAUGAAGAAGGAAGGCACUACCCUGGGUCUGACGGUAUCGGGAGGAAUUGAUAAGGAUGGCAAGCCAAGAGUAUCUAAUCUGCGGCAAGGAGGAAUUGCUGCUAGAAGUGACCAGCUGGAUGUGGGUGACUACAUCAAAGCAGUGAAUGGAAUCAACCUGGCCAAAUUCCGCCAUGACGAGAUCAUCAGCUUGCUGAAGAAUGUGGGAGAAAGAGUGGUUCUUGAAGUAGAGUAUGAGCUUCCGCCGGUCUCUGUGCAAGGAUCAAGUGUUAUUUUCCGAACCGUGGAGGUCACAUUACAUAAAGAAGGCAAUACCUUUGGUUUUGUAAUACGAGGGGGAGCACAUGAUGAUAGAAAUAAAUCUCGUCCAGUUGUGAUAACAUGUGUUCGUCCUGGAGGACCUGCUGACAGAGAGGGCACGAUCAAACCUGGUGACAGGUUGCUCAGUGUGGAUGGAAUUCGGCUUCUUGGAACCACGCAUGCUGAAGCCAUGAGUAUUCUUAAACAAUGUGGACAAGAAGCAACACUGCUGAUAGAAUAUGAUGUCUCAGUAAUGGAUUCUGUGGCAACAGCAUCCGGGCCACUACUAGUCGAAGUUGCCAAAACUCCUGGUGCCAGCCUUGGGGUUGCCCUAACUACCUCGAUGUGCUGUAACAAACAAGUCAUUGUCAUAGACAAAAUCAAAUCUGCAAGUAUUGCAGACAGAUGUGGCGCAUUGCACGUGGGAGAUCACAUCCUCUCCAUCGACGGGACCAGCAUGGAGUACUGUACACUUGCAGAAGCAACCCAGUUCCUGGCCAACACCACUGACCAGGUCAAGCUUGAGAUCCUUCCCCAUCAUCAGACACGGCUGGCCCUAAAGGGGCCCGACCAUGUGAAAAUUCAGAGGAGCGACAGGCAACUUACCUGGGAUUCCUGGGCCAGCAACCACAGCAGCCUCCACACCAACCAUCACUAUAACACGCACCACCCUGACCAUUGCAGAGCACCAGCCCUGACACUCCCGAAAGCACCUCCUCCAAACAGCCCUCCAGCUUUGGUGUCUUCAUCCUUCUCUCCUACCUCCAUGAGUGCAUACAGCCUGAGUUCCCUGAACAUGGGGACUCUACCUCGAAGCCUCUACUCCACCAGCCCACGUGGAACCAUGAUGAGGAGGAGACUGAAAAAGAAAGACUUCAAAAGCUCAUUGUCCUUAGCCUCCAGCACAGUGGGAUUGGCUGGGCAGGUUGUUCACACAGAAACCACAGAGGUUGUGCUGACGGCAGAUCCUGUCACAGGAUUUGGGAUCCAACUGCAGGGCAGUGUGUUUGCCACAGAAACUCUCUCUUCUCCACCUCUGAUUUCCUAUAUCGAAGCUGACAGCCCAGCAGAGAGAUGUGGGGUGCUACAGAUUGGAGACAGAGUGAUGGCCAUCAAUGGAAUUCCAACAGAAGACAGCACCUUCGAAGAAGCCAAUCAGCUCCUCCGAGACUCUUCAAUCACGAGCAAGGUCACACUGGAAAUCGAGUUUGAUGUUGCAGAGUCUGUGAUCCCAAGUAGUGGAACGUUUCAUGUAAAGCUCCCUAAGAAGCACAAUGUGGAACUUGGAAUAACCAUAAGUUCACCAUCUAGUAGAAAACCAGGAGACCCCCUCGUCAUUUCGGAUAUCAAGAAAGGAAGUGUGGCACACAGAACUGGGACCCUGGAACUUGGGGAUAAAUUGCUCGCAAUAGAUAAUAUCCGGCUGGACAACUGUUCCAUGGAAGAUGCAGUUCAGAUCCUCCAGCAAUGUGAAGACCUGGUGAAGCUCAAAAUCCGCAAAGAUGAAGAUAAUUCAGAUGAGCAAGAAAGUUCCGGAGCAAUUAUUUACACCGUGGAGCUGAAACGCUAUGGGGGGCCCCUUGGCAUCACAAUUUCAGGAACUGAAGAGCCAUUUGAUCCUAUAAUCAUUUCAAGCCUCACUAAAGGGGGAUUAGCUGAAAGAACUGGCGCAAUCCACAUAGGAGACCGAAUCCUAGCCAUCAAUAGCAGCAGCUUGAAAGGGAAGCCUCUGAGUGAAGCCAUCCAUUUGUUACAGAUGGCAGGAGAGACUGUCACCUUGAAAAUUAAGAAACAGACAGAUGCCCAGUCAGCAUCGAGCCCCAAGAAGUUCCCCAUUUCUAGCCAUUUGAGUGACCUGGGGGAUGUGGAGGAGGACUCCUCGCCAGCACAGAAGCCAGGCAAGCUGUCCGACAUGUACCCUUCCACAGUGCCCAGUGUGGACAGUGCUGUGGAUUCAUGGGAUGGGUCUGCAAUAGACACCAGCUAUGGAAAUCAAGGCACCAGUUUUCAGGCCUCAGGAUACAAUUUCAACACCUAUGACUGGAGGAGUCCAAAACAGAGAGGCAGCUUGUCCCCAGUCACUAAGCCUCGAAGCCAGACUUACCCAGAUGUGGGGCUGAGUAAUGAAGACUGGGACCGGUCCACAGCCAGUGGUUUUGCAGGGGCUGCCGAUAGUGCAGAGACAGAACAAGAGGAGAACUUCUGGUCUCAAGCGCUGGAGGAUUUGGAGACCUGCGGACAGUCAGGAAUUCUGAGAGAACUGGAGGAGAAAGCUGACAGGCGUGUGUCUUUGAGAAACAUGACUCUCUUGGCAACAAUCAUGUCGGGGAGCACGAUGAGUUUGAAUCAUGAGGCUCCAACACCUCGCAGUCAGCUGGGGCGACAGGCCAGCUUCCAGGAGCGCAGCAGCUCGCGGCCACACUACAGCCAAACAACUCGGAGCAACACCCUGCCUUCAGAUGUGGGUAGGAAGUCAGUAACCCUGAGAAAAAUGAAACAAGAAAUAAAGGAGAUCAUGUCUCCAACUCCUGUGGAGCUGCACAAGGUGACCUUGUACAAGGACUCUGACAUGGAGGACUUUGGGUUCAGUGUAGCAGAUGGCUUGCUGGAGAAAGGAGUGUAUGUCAAAAAUAUUCGCCCAGCUGGGCCAGGAGAUCUUGGUGGCUUAAAGCCAUAUGACAGGCUCUUACAGGUGAACCAUGUCCGAACCAGAGACUUUGACUGCUGCCUUGUUGUGCCCCUCAUAGCAGAAUCCGGGAAUAAGCUGGACCUGGUUAUUAGUAGAAACCCACUGGCUUCACAGAAGUCUGUAGAACAACAGAGUCUACCAGGAGAUUGGAGUGAACAGAACAGUGCUUUUUUCCAGCAGCCUAGCCACGGUGGUAAUUUGGAGACACGAGAACCCACUAAUACAUUAUAGCAACGCUUUUUAUAAAGCAGGACAAAAGACAAUAUCUACAUGGUGCUAAAAAUCCCUUUAAGAUUUCUGUGACAUUUGAAGCACAGAUAAUCACGUGGCAUUAACUGCAAGCACAGGGGUCUUUUAAAUCUCUCUCAUGGCUCAUGUUCACUUCCCUUUUCAAGUUGAAGAGGUUUCUUUUUUGGUGACCACUAUGGUACAUGGUGGGCAAUGCCCUGCCAGGCCCAAUGGUAGAGAAAAAUAGGCCGUCCCCCCAACUCUACAAUUAACAUCAGAGGAAAUUUUUUACAAGUUCAUCUUACUAUCACUUUUUAAAAAGAGAAACAUCUGUUUGAAAAUAUUCUCUAUGAUGAUUUCCUUAAUUCACUUUGAAAUCAGUUUCUUACUAUGAAGUCAUUAAUGUAAGAACUUGACCAACAAGGCUUUUCUUCUCAUAGGCUGGCUCUACUAGGGGAACUAGUGUUUGGUAAACUGCUGGGACUGCCACAAUGGGAGGGGUACAAGUAUAAAAUUAAGUUAUCUUAAAAUGUUUCAGCAAUGAUGCACGUAGGAGACCAUAAUAGGUGGUGGUAAAUGUUUUGCCCAAGUAUAGGAAUGAUUUUAACUAAGAUGUAUGCUAUUCCCUAUGCAACAAAUUAUCAAACAGGAUAUGUCUUGUGACCUGUUUUUUUUUUUAAGGACACAUUUUUAAUAGCUGAAAAUCUCUGAUAAUGAAUUAGAGGGUGUAGUAAACACGAGAAUUAGUUAUAUAAUCUUAUUUUUAAAAUUCAAGACUAAGAACUUAAGAAAGAAUGAAGAGUCUAUUAAAAUGAGGUUCAUCUUAAUGAUAGGCAAACCAAACUCAUACUGCUUGACAUGUUUUGAAAACUGGUAAUAUUGAGGGUGUACAGCACAUGUACUUAAAAAUGACACUGGGCUAUCUUUUGUUCUGAGCCAUGCCACUUACCGAAAUUGUAAAUACAUUUUUCACAAAUGCAUUGCCAAUUAUUACCAUCCCUCAAAGCAAUAAAUUGUGACAGUUGCUUUAAAUGUUUGUCAGCAACUGUUUUCAUUUGUUCAGAUAUUUUGAAUAGCUACGCUAAUAACUGUUAUUUGGUGAAUAUAAAAAACUAGAUCUGUAUAUUGAUGGUAGACUCUCCAUAUUGAAAUAAUUAUUUUCCAAACGUUUUCAUUUUGGUCAAUAAUUCAAACUACCACUUAGGCAAAGCAUUCGAACACUGUGUCCUUUGUUUAAGGAAAUAAAAAUCACCUUUCUUUUUGUGCAAAAAAAAAAUAUUAUUUCAAUCACAUUUCAGAACCGCCAGGGCAAGAAAGUGUAAAGCAGAAUCAUGUUAAGAAAAAAGAAAAAAAUAUCAUGAGUCACUUAAAUAUGUAUUUUUAUUUGUAACAAACAAGUAUUAAACUGUAAAGUAUUUUUGUACAAAUUUAAUACUUUAAUAGCAUGGUAUUUAUCGUCUAUGUAUGGUUUUGGGGAAUUCAAAAUUGUUCAAAUAUUUGUAUGGAAAAAAUAAAACCCUCUACCAAAUGGAAUAAACCGUGAUUUUAAAAAGCCAAAUAAAGAGGACAUGCAUUA